AUGUCUGGGAUCGUGUUGUACCGUUGUGACUGGCCGGAAUGGAGCAGCAGUGAGGAGAAAAUCCUGACGUACUCUGCUGGUCCUCUUCGGGAUGGCCAUCAUGGGCGGGAAGCUGGCGAUGGGGGCACUGGCAGGACCACACGCUCUUCAGUUGUUGUUAUAGCGCGUUGCUUUUUUCCCCAGAACACGCUCACUGCAGAUGACCAUUCUCCUGAAGACAGCUUCACCCUGAAUCCCGAGGACAGAAGAGAGUACCCUGACCUCCAGGCUGCCCACCGGCCGUUCCCUAAGCAGCGAUUCAGGCAGGAGAACGGGCAUACAUCCUUGCAAAGAGAUGGACCCAGAUCUUUCCUCCUGGAUCUCCCAAACUUCCCCGACCUAUCAAAAGCAGAUAUCAAUGGGCAGAAUCCCAACAUUCAGGUUACCAUUGAAGUGGUGGAUGGCCCCGACACCGACACAGACAAGGAGCUGCAGAAAGAGAGCAGCAAGCCUAGCUGGCCAGUGCCAUCGCCUGACUGGAGAAACUGGUGGCAGAGGUCCUCCACCUUGACUCGCAUGAGCAGCGGUGACCAGGACUACAAGUAUGACAGCACUACUGAGGACAGCAACUUCCUAAACCCUCUCGGUGGGUGGGAUAGUCGUGCACCCGGUCACCGGGCAUUUGAGUCCAAGGAGCAGCCAGAGUAUGAUUAUAUUGACGGUGAGGGAGACUGGAGUCCGUGGUCCCUCUGUAGCGUCACCUGCGGGAGUGGCAAUCAGAAGCGGACGAGGUCCUGCGGGUACGCCUGCACCGCCACCGAGUCGCGGACCUGCGACAGGCCCAACUGCCCAGGGAUCGAGGAUACCUUCCGGACAGCUGCCACAGAAGUCAGCUUACUGGCAGGAAGUGAAGACUUCAACGCUACCAAACUGUUUGAAGUUGAUACUGAUAGCUGUGAAAGAUGGAUGAGCUGCAAAAGUGAGUUCUUGAAGAAAUAUAUGCACAAAGUGGUCAAUGAUCUUCCCAGCUGCCCAUGCUCCUACCCCAGAGAAGUAGCAUACAGCACUGCUGAAAUCUAUGAUCGAAUUAAGAGGAAAAACUUCCGCUGGAAAGAUGCAAGCGGUCCAAAGGAAAAACUGGAGAUCUAUAAGCCCACUGCACGGUACUGCAUCCGCUCCAUGCUCUCUUUGGAAAGCACAACGCUUGCAGCACAGCACUGCUGCUAUGAUGAUAACAUGCAGCUGAUUACCAGAGGGAAAGGGGCGGGUACGCCAAACCUGAUCAGCAUCGAAUUCUCAGCAGAACUCCAUUACAAAGUGGACAUUCUGCCUUGGAUUAUAUGCAAAGGUGACUGGAGCCGAUACAAUGAAGCGCGGCCUCCAAACAAUGGGCAGAAGUGUACAGAAAACCCUUCAGACGAAGACUACUACAAGCAAUUUCAAGAAGCAAGGGAAUACUGAGAAGAUUUUUCCUCCUCUUCAGACACAAAAUAGCAUUUGUUUCCUGGAUGCCAAAGAACUGAUACCAGCUGCUGCAUUGUCUCCUUGACAGGGGUUGACCAGUUUCUUUCUAAUGAAUGUAUAUAGUUGUAAUAUAAUACAUAAGUAUUUUU
Cariama cristata (Red-legged seriema) is the source of this 1592-nucleotide messenger RNA. RefSeq names its product isthmin 1, angiogenesis inhibitor (gene ISM1). The record is from RefSeq and is a predicted model, not a curated record. NCBI's taxonomy places the organism in Eukaryota, Metazoa, Chordata, Aves, Cariamiformes, Cariamidae. Gene Ontology annotation, biological process: negative regulation of angiogenesis.